Messenger RNA from Nilaparvata lugens (brown planthopper), 2083 nucleotides. Its product is annotated as putative inorganic phosphate cotransporter. NCBI's taxonomy places the organism in Eukaryota, Metazoa, Arthropoda, Insecta, Hemiptera, Delphacidae. The transcript has 11 exons. The coding region runs from base 317 to 1855 and encodes 512 amino acids. Gene Ontology annotation, biological process: transmembrane transport; monoatomic anion transport. The record is from RefSeq and is a predicted model, not a curated record. Gene Ontology annotation, molecular function: transmembrane transporter activity.
UCUCUUCAGACUUCUUCAGGUUGCGUCGAGACUGACAAGACUCAGUUUUCAAGUUCAACUGCUGCAACACGCCUGUUGUUGUGCUGAGUUCUAGUAACUUCUAGUAUAGUUUCAAGUAACUCCUUAUCAGCUGCUAGUAUAGUUACUUCUAGUAAGUGUGGACUUCCAGUAAUCAGUAGGGAGCAGGUGUUGAAACCAGUGUUAAAUCAAGAAAUUUCUAGUAGCAGCCAGUAUUUUCUAGUAUAAUUUCUGCGGGAGUGUUGAGUGUAUUAUUUACUUUUUUCAGAUUGGGUACCGAAAUUUGGAAAAUUCUAGAAUGGCGGGGUGUUUGAAAGAUCGCAUAGACAAACGGUACCUGAUCGCAAUAUUAUGCUUUUUCGGACUAGCAAAUGCCUACGUAAUGAGGUUUUGCCUGAGCAUAGCGCUGACAAAAAUGGUGAUAGCACAUAAUCCAGGCAACUACACAAAAUUCUCUGACAAUGAAUUCGACUAUUGUCCAAACACCAAUGACAACAAAACGGCUUCUAUCUCUGAAGGUACGGUAAACGAGAACAUAUCGACUGGCGGUGGGGGCGAAUUCGAUUGGAGUGAAGCGGCACAAAAAGCAAUAGAAUCAGCUUUUUUCUGGGGUUAUCUACUGUCACAGGUGCCAGGUGGAUUACUAGCCGAGCGCAUUGGGGGCAAGCACACCCUUUCGGUGGGCAUUCUGAUAUCGACGGUGGGCACACUUUUGACCCCCCUGGCGGCGCGUGAGGGCGACGUAUUGGGUCUUAUCGAAGUGCGCAUCAUAAUGGGCAUUGGGCAGGGCCUGGUUUACCCUUCUUUGAACGUCAUCCUAGCUAACUGGGCUCCAACAGAGGAGAGAGGGCGUUUGGGAGCUAUUGUGUUCUCAGGAGCCAACCUAGGUAGCGUGGUAGCCCUGGGUCUUAGCGGAAUCAUUCUGAGCUGGUGUGACGGUGCCUGGCCAGGGCUGUUCUACGUGUAUGGCCUGAUGGGAUUGCUAUGGCUGGCCGUCUGGUGCAGAGUGGGUCACAACAGCCCCACCGAUGAUCCCACCCUGUCCGACAGAGAGCGCCUGCAUUUGAUCAAGUACCACGAGGAGGCUAAAUUACAGGCAAUGACUGUUAUACCGUGGGGAAGCAUUCUGACGUGUAUCCCACUGUGGGGUCUGAUAGUGUCGCAAAUUGGUCACGACUGGGGUCUGUUCGUCAUGAACACCGAUCUACCAAGAUACAUGAAGAAUGUCAUGCAUUUCACCAUUGCACAGAACGGUCUCCUGUCAGCCAUCCCCCACCUUCUGAUGUGGUUGACAGCGAUCGCGUCAGGCUGGUGGGUUGACUCCAUUCUGAUCCGUAAGGUGCAUUCGGUGAGCGCCACCCGUAAGCUGUUCACUACGGUCUCCUCACUGGGCCCCGCCCUGGGCAUCAUAGGGGCCGCAUACGCCGGCUGCAACCGGUUCGUCGUCAUCAGUCUCAUUGCGAUCGGCAUGUCCUUCAUGGGAUGCUUCUAUCCCAGUCUCAAGGUGAAUCCGUUAGAUUUGAGUCCAAACUACGCGGGCACCCUUAUGGCACUGGUCAACGGAAUUGGGGCGGUUUCAGGGGUGUUCAUCCCUUAUAUUAAUGGCCUGUUUGUUACUCAUAACACCCUGAACCAGUGGCAAGUCGUGUUUCUUCUAUCAGCAUUUAUUCUGAUAGUGACAAACGUGUUCUACCUGAUAACCGGAUCAGCAGAAAUUCAGCCUUGGAACGAUCCCAAGUACACUGAGAAGAUGGAGGAGAUACGAUAUGAUAAAUACAAAAACUCAGUUAACGGACUACCACCCACCGGAUUUCUGAAUCCAAUGUCUGCAAGCUGAUUGGAGAAUGUGUCUUCUAGUUAAGAUAAAAAAGUACAUAAAUUUUAGAAUAUUAUAAGUAGUGAUUACUACAAUAAAUUGAUGAAUGUACACUAUAUACUUUUAAUAAUAAAGUAUCCUAUUCACUACUUUUAGAGCUCCAAGAAUUAAUCUUCUUGAAAUGAUAUUCAAUGUAUUGUUACUGUAAAUAAUGUAUUUUUUGGAAACAAUAAAAGAUUAUUAAACCAA